Triplophysa rosa is the source of this 2241-nucleotide messenger RNA. It is a transcript of the gene vamp1b, whose product is annotated as vesicle associated membrane protein 1b. Gene Ontology annotation, cellular component: SNARE complex; plasma membrane. The coding region runs from base 411 to 752 and encodes 113 amino acids. The record is from RefSeq and is a predicted model, not a curated record. Gene Ontology annotation, molecular function: SNAP receptor activity; syntaxin binding. The transcript is spliced from 5 exons. Gene Ontology annotation, biological process: vesicle-mediated transport; vesicle fusion; SNARE complex assembly. Lineage: Eukaryota; Metazoa; Chordata; Actinopteri; Cypriniformes; Nemacheilidae.
GAGAGGAUGGGGGUGUAAAAACAUCAGUUCAGCUAAAGCACAGACGCAUUAUUGCAGUGAUCGAGCGCACGUGUCUGUUUACUGCACUAACCUUCAACACUCAGAUUCACAGUGUGACCGAAAAUACUAAUACUGUCGCGAACUACAUUAUUUAUGUAAUCGUCGUAAAGAAAUCUCCAACUGGAGUUCGCACAUUUCUCAAAACGGAAUAUAUAAUCGCUCGAGCAUCCCAUCACGCGACGCUCACAGUCCAGUGCGCGCUUCAAUGCGGCACGCGCGCGGAGAUCCUGCAUCAACAUCAGCAGCAUCGGCUACUUCUCUUCAACCAUCCAUCUCUCCUUUCAUUCUAUAAAUCGUCUUUUUGGUCUAGUGACCCGUAUCUAUUGAGCGAGGCAACAACCGCAUAGAAAAUGUCUGCUGCAGAUAAUGCUAAUCCAGCUGGAGGAGAGGGGGGACCUCCUGCCGCACCUCCAAACACCACCAGCAACCGCCGACUACAGCAGACACAAGCACAAGUGGAUGAGGUGGUGGACAUCAUGCGUGUAAAUGUGGAUAAAGUUCUGGAGAGAGACCAGAAGCUGUCAGAACUGGAUGACAGGGCAGAUGCUCUGCAGGCCGGAGCGUCUCAGUUCGAAAGCUGUGCGGCCAAACUAAAGAACAAAUACUGGUGGAAAAACUGCAAGAUGAUGAUCAUAAUGGGUGUCAUUGGAGUCCUUUUCAUUGGAAUCAUUUUCUUGUAUUUCUUCUCCUGAGCUGAUCCACAUGAUGAGAAUGAGAAAAUGUAUGAAUGAGGAAGAAAGCAUAAACAACACAAUAACAAGCUCCACCCCUUUUCCUGAUCCAUCUCUUCAAGAUCUCGGUUUUGUCUCACAAUUUGGAGACUGUAGUAGAUAUGAGCUCUUCUUUCACCUGUACAUUUCACAUGCAAUUUAUUUUAGUCUCUCUCUCUCUCUCUCUCUCCCUCCCUCACUCUCUCUUUCCCUCACUCUCAGAGUUUACUGCAUUUCAUACAUAUAGUAACUACACACACAUACAGGGAGGGAGAGAUAAGACAUCAGGCUAUAAGAAUGGGAGGAAAAUUGUAGCUACACUUGUGAUGAGCAGUCAUGUGAUUGACAGAGAAUAGCAGGACUCAAGGGGGUCUUUUGCAUGUAGAAGAGAGAGAGGGGGCUGUCAAAUAGAUUACAAAAAAAAUGGGUGGCACAGAAAACAUCCAAUCUCUCCCUGUGAUGUCAAACCUUUCUCUUUGGAUAUUUUUUAAGAGAGCAUUUGUAAAUUGAUACGCACAUAAUCUGUUCUGGCUCCCAUCUUACUAUUACUGCUAUUGCCAUUAGCCUGUACCAUGAGCUAUCAGUCUAUCUAUUUUAUUCAGAACUCAUAGAGUAUGUGUACUGAUAAUACAGAUAAUACAGAAUACAGGUACUUUUUCCAGAAAAAAACUGCAUAGCACAAAAAGAAUUUACAAGAUGCAGUUUUUAUUUUUAUCUAAAGGAGAAUGUUAUUAGUUAAUAAAAAUAAAUAGUAAAAAGAGAAUAAUACAGCCAUUUAUAUUAUAUUGACAGGAAGAAAAUUACAAUUAAAUUAAAACUGUGUUGAAGGUUAACUGCUGGUUUUUGACUUGCAUGACAGAUUAUUCCUACUGUCUCUUUUAUAUGUGGUGUAUUCAUUUAUUUAUUAUUUAUAAAUAUUUUUCUAAGUUCUAUUACUAUGACUGCCUGAUUUACAGAACAAACCUCAUUUUCCUCUUUUGUGGAAAAGUUUCGUCUGGGCAAAAAAAAAAAAUAAUACUGUGAGCCUGCCAUGAUGUACAGAAAUGUACGGAAAUCUACUCAGAAAUGUAAAAUCAAUGCAGGGUGAGAAUAAUAGUCUGUACUGCCAUGCAAUAGAUAACUAUUGGUUAUCACAUUCCUGUGUCUAUACACUUGCAUAUUUUGUUCUUUUGUUUUUAUAUGUGGUUUUGUAUUUUGACUGUAGAUGUGUAUUUUCUCUUGUAAGCUCAAAUGAGACAUUUAGUUAGUGUGAGACACAUUUUGACAAUCAUGUCAAUGUCAAAAAUGGUUCCAAUCUUCCUAAAGAUAAUGUCAAAUUAUAUAUUUGUGUUUUUGUGAAUGAAUAAUAAAGCCACGACAGAGAGGUAAUUCUUUCACCUCUGACACAAACAUUAGAUUUUAAAAAGCAUAAACCGCACACAUACAGUAUAUCCUCCAUAAUACUACAAUGCCAAUAAAACCAUCAACAUAC